Molecule: messenger RNA, 354 nt
Organism: Pyricularia oryzae 70-15
Lineage: Eukaryota; Fungi; Ascomycota; Sordariomycetes; Magnaporthales; Pyriculariaceae
Exons: 2
Coding region: 1-354 (117 amino acids)
Biological process (GO): nucleoside metabolic process
Molecular function (GO): catalytic activity
Source: RefSeq, a predicted model, not a curated record
AUGAAGCUUCUCUUUACGAGACGUAAAUUCGGCCUGCUCGUUGGGGUUGCUGCUGGCUUUCCAGACCUGGACAAGGACCCUGCAAAUGACAUACGACUAGGCGACGUCCUGAUCGGAGUCCAUAUUUCGCACUCGCAACUGGUAUGGGACCAUUGCUUGGAGAUCGAGGCUGCUGGCGUGAUGAAUCGAAUCCCCGUCGGGGCCGUGCGAGGAGUAUGCGACUAUGCCGAUGACCACAAGAACAAGCAGCGGCAGCCUUAUGCCGCUGCGCGGGCUGCCUCGUACGCAAAGUUGAUAUUGCGCUACAUGGGCCAAGGGAACGACACGACACCUAGCAGAAUCGGUAAGACAUGA